CUCUCUGUCCCAUUGCAAAAUGAGUAAAAUUGCUAAAUGUUCUCUCCGCCCAAUGGCAAAAUGUGUAGAAUUGCAGAAAAUGUACUUUAAAAUGAACAUUCUUCUCUCCGCUGUCAAGAGGGGGGUGCACUAAAGGCUAGGCAGGCUGUGAUUGGUACCGUGGCCCUUUUCUAUUGGAGUGCAAUGGAGCCAAAUGUUCUGUUUUCUCUUAUCAAAACUGGUUGAAUUGCUCUUUUAACCCUGUAGGCACCUACAACAUUCCACAGGUGAGAGAAAUGACACAGUAAACAAGAGAAAGUACAAACAAAUGAAUUAUGCUUUUUUGGGAGGGAUAAAGAAAAUAUGCAUGUUUCCACCAACAACAAAAAAUCAGUGCGCGAUGAAGUAAUACACACAAAAUGUCAUUUUCAGCUCAAGUUUUCAUGUACCGUGGUUAAUGUCAUGGAAAUAUAGCUAUUGAAUGUAACAGGGAAAACUGUGUGACCUGGCGCAAGCAGGAUGAGCUACCAUAAAUCAAGUGCAAAUCAAAACUCUCCGCAAUCUAUGCACAAUGCUCAUUCAAAAAUGUUGCUAUCAUUGGCAAUAAUCAGUGCAAUACCAACGUAUUAUGUUGAUUAAAACAUGUAAAUAGGCUUAUUAAGUCAACAUCAUAGGCAACUUCUCAAUUCAAUGUGCAUUCAAGUUCAGACAGUUUGGGCAAUAAAGACUAGACCUGGCUUUAUAAAGAAAACAGGCUUAUGAAAUGUAUUAAUUCACACAGAGCAUUUAAAAGUGGCUAAAGAGUCAAAGGAAUCCAAUAUUUUGACAUGCCAAUUUAUGCGAAUUAAACUGCAGUGAAUUAACCUGCAGGUUUCAACAUCCAAUCAGAGAGCAGCAUGCAAAUGUUGCAGAUAGGUGAGAGAUGAGGGAGGGGUGGAUAUUUUUGGAUAUUUCUUUUAGAACAGUAGCCUACCUGUCACAGACAAACUUGUUACUGUAAAGGGAAGGACUUUACAGAUGCUGAGAGGUUUUGCUGGCGGGUCUAGUUCCCUAUCUUAUUGGUCUUAUCAGAGCGUUAUGGUAUCUGAACAACACUUAAGAUGUAGGCCGUCAUUGUAAAUAACAAUUUGUUCUUAACUGACUUGCCUAGUUAAAUAGAGGUUACAUUUAAAUCAAAAAAGAUAACGAGACAUUGUUCUUAGAAUGGAGCUGUUAUCUUGAGAGUUCAUCAAUUGCAUGUAAUUCUUGGAGUAAUGUGUAGGACAUGUUGUUUUACCCUUGCCGACAUUCUUCUGCGAUAGUGAGAUAGACAGGAUUGUAGUUCUCUAUAUAUGUUUAUAGAGAUACAUGUAGUAUGGACAUAGAUCCAGUACGGUUGGAGUCCAGUCUAUGGGUCGGUAAGAAACGUUACCGGGCAGCACUUACUGGCUGGCACCUCAACUGGACUGAGCUUGAUAAGAAGAACCGCGAUAAGAAGACCGUUUCAGUACCAGUAUCUGAGGUUAUUGGUGUGGAGGAAGGGCGUGUGCAGGUUCUACCCCAGAGGUCAGUAGCUGAAGACACAGACAGAGAAUUCACAGUGUUCUAUGUGAAACGCAGCAGCAGCGGUAGUCCCUAUGGGUUGUUAUGGCGCCUGGGCAGGUCCCAGUUCUGCUGUCCCAGUAGGGACCUCAGAGACCAGUGGAUGACCCAGCUGAGGAUUGCCCUCAAAACACACAGCCCCUCUCGUCCUCACAGGCUGUUGGUGUUCAUCAACCCGUUUGGAGGAAAGAAACAAGGGAGGCAGAUCUAUCACUCUCUAGUGGCCCCACUGUUUGAGCUGGCAGGUAUCAGCUCUCAUGUUGUAGUGACAGAACGCGCCAACCAGGCGAGAGACCACAUACUGAAGAAAGACCUGACUGGUUUCGAUGGUGUGGUGUGUGUGGGCGGGGACGGAAUUUUCAGUGAGCUGCUGCACGGUGUUAUUGGCCGAACACAGCAGGAGGCAGGGCUAUCGGAGCAUGACCCCUCCGUAACGCUACAGUCAUGUGAUCUUCACAUUGGCAUCAUUCCUGCAGGCUCUACAGACUGUGUGUGUUUCGCCACUGUGGGAGUCAACGACCCAGUGACCUCUGCUCUGCACAUUAUCAUUGGAGACUCUCAGCCUCUGGAUGUGUGUUCUGUCCACCAUUGCUCGUCUCUGGUGCGUUACUCUGUGUCUCUGGUGGGGUACGGGUUCUAUGGUGACGUGCUGGCUGAGAGCGAGAGACACCGCUGGAUGGGGCCUCUCAGAUAUGACUACUCAGGUGCUAUGGUGUACCUAAGUAACAGGAGCUAUGCAGGCGUAAUUCAGUACCUACCAGCAGACUCCCAGCUCUCCAGCCCCAGGGACAAUACACGCUGCCUCUCUGGGUGCAGUGUGUGUUCUAAAGGCACAGAGAGACUGUUCCCCCACUCUCCAGGUGCUAGUUCCCUCUACAGCUCCCACUUCAGUCAAUUCAGCAGUGACACUGAGGGUGAGUGGGUGAGUGUGGAGGGCCGGUUCAGGGCUGUGUCCCUCACCUGUAUGUCCAGCUCCUGUCCUCGCAGUCCCCUGGGCCUGUCCCCCUCCGCACACCUGGCCGAUGGGACAGGUGACCUGAUCAUCGUACGGGACACACACCCCUUAGGGUUCCUUACCUUCCUACACAGACACACCAGCACACAGGACCAGUUUGACUUGCCGUUCGUGGACGUUCACCGAGUGAAGGCAGUACGCUUUUCUCUCCCUACCGGAGAAGAGGAGGACAGGGAUGAAGAGCGGGAGAGAGUGAAUGAUGGAGGGAUGACGGAGGAAGGAAAGAGACCAAGCCGAAGCGGUUCCCACAAGCACCUGGUAGAAAGAGGAGAGGAGCGAGGGCAGAAAGACUUCCUGUGUGGUUUGUGCUGCAGUAAGGCUCCUACAGUGUCUGUGUGGAACUGUGACGGAGAGAUACUGCCUCACACUGAGAUCUCCUGCAAGGUUCAUGGUCAGCUGGUGCGUCUGUAUGCCCGGGGCAUUGAGGACGGAUCAGCCACUCCCACCAGGAAGUGCCAAGACGGACACAGGAAGUGCAAAGGGAGAUGUGUCCUCAACAACUGAGGAAGGCUGUGUUAGGGUCCAUUCACACUACUUGUAGGGAAAAACACUAUGCCAGAGAUGAUGACAUUAAUGAUUGGAAUCAAUGAUUUUGCCGGGUACGACCAAUGAAAUGGCUUCCUUUCUGUUUCCAGUGUGAGUAUUUCAAUACCUAAGUCUUAAGAUGGAGGUUUGAAUAUGAAGGCAGUUAUAGGAAUACUUUUUUCUACAUAAAAUGCCUUGAUGCCAGUAGCCUAUGACAUCUUCUAUGACGUCUUCUGUUAACAUGUUAUGUUCACUUAAGCAGUUUUUUGCAGUUAUGAAAAUGUUGUACACACAACAAUUGAAAACCUAAUAAAUGUACACACCUUUUUACUCU
Messenger RNA from Oncorhynchus nerka (sockeye salmon), 3434 nucleotides. RefSeq names its product ceramide kinase family protein. NCBI's taxonomy places the organism in Eukaryota, Metazoa, Chordata, Actinopteri, Salmoniformes, Salmonidae. Gene Ontology annotation, biological process: ceramide metabolic process; phosphorylation. The transcript is spliced from 13 exons. Gene Ontology annotation, molecular function: ceramide kinase activity. Bases 1334 to 3079 code for a protein of 581 amino acids. The record is from RefSeq and is a predicted model, not a curated record.